ACAAAAAGCGGUCAAUUAUGCAAAAAGUCAUUGUGAAAGUAAUAGUUAUAAUCCAAACUAUCCACGCACACUUGGUAAUGAUUGUACAAAUUUUGUUUCGCAAGUUUUACACUAUGGUGGUAUUCCUAAAUCCGCCAAAUGGUGGUGUAGACGUAAGCGUCCUAAUGAUACAUGUUUGCCUGGCGGAAUUCCUUAUCCUAUCACCUGUGAUAAAAAUCAUGAAUUUAUAUUUACAAAAACAUGGACGGUUGUGGGUAAACUCUAUAACUACCUUAUUGAAAAUCAGUUGGCAAGAGAGUGUAAACUUGAAGAAUUGCAAGUGGGUGAUGUCAUUCAAUACGGGAAUGUUAGUUGGAGGCAUUCAGCCGUAGUCAAA
Molecule: messenger RNA, 376 nt
Organism: Ambispora leptoticha
Lineage: Eukaryota; Fungi; Glomeromycota; Glomeromycetes; Archaeosporales; Ambisporaceae
Source: the annotation of a GenBank genome assembly